Messenger RNA from Sinocyclocheilus rhinocerous, 1764 nucleotides. RefSeq names its product guanine nucleotide-binding protein subunit alpha-11-like. The transcript is spliced from 8 exons. Bases 111 to 1217 code for a protein of 368 amino acids. The record is from RefSeq and is a predicted model, not a curated record. Gene Ontology annotation, molecular function: GTPase activity; guanyl nucleotide binding; G protein-coupled receptor binding. Gene Ontology annotation, biological process: phospholipase C-activating dopamine receptor signaling pathway; adenylate cyclase-modulating G protein-coupled receptor signaling pathway. Lineage: Eukaryota; Metazoa; Chordata; Actinopteri; Cypriniformes; Cyprinidae. Gene Ontology annotation, cellular component: cytoplasm; heterotrimeric G-protein complex.
UCAAGAGAAAGAAGUUGGUUCAAACCCAGUUCGGCUCAGGGAGAAUAAUGGAUCGUGUUUCGUAAAGGUAUUACUGACUCCGUACAGGUGUGUCGACGAAUGCAGCGGAGAUGGGGGGCUGUUGGAGAUGGUGCUACACGACGUGCAUCUGUUGCUUGUCUGAAGAUGAGAAGAACGCCAUCGUCAUACACAACGAAAUCAAAAGAAUCCUUGCAGAUCAGAAGAAACGAGAACGCAGAGAAAUCAAAGUGCUUCUGUUAGGCACUGGAGAAAGCGGGAAGACGACUUUUAUCAAGCAGAUGAGGAUUAUUCACGGCAAGGGCUUUUCCGAAGAAGACAGGCGUGGAUACACUAAACUGGUUUUCCAGAAUAUCUUCACAGCUAUGAAGGCUCUGACAGUGGCCAUGAACACCCUAAAGAUUCCCUAUGCUAACCCGCAAAACGAGGUAUAUGGGAAACAGUUUCAGGAAGUGGAGAUCCGUCAGAUGGCACAUUUGGACAGAAUGUAUGUAGACGCUAUCCGCCGACUUUGGGCUGACGAGGGUAUCAAGGCCUGUUACAGUCGUCGUAGAGAGUACCAGCUUCUGGACUCCACAGAAUACUAUAUGGCAAAUUUGGACCGUAUUGCGGCCCCAGACUUCAUCCCUACAGCCCAGGAUGUGCUCCGAGUCCGAUUCCCCACCACAGGCAUCAAUGACUACUCCUUCAGUGUGGAGAAAAUCACCCUCAGAAUUGUGGAUGUGGGUGGCCAGAAGUCCGAGAGGCGGAAAUGGAUCCAUUGCUUUGAGAAUGUGACAUCGCUCAUAUUUUUAGCCUCACUCAGCGAGUACGACCAGGUGCUGGAGGAGAAUAACAAGGAGAACCGCAUGAAAGAGAGCUUGUCACUCUUCUACACCACCAUCCACUCGCCGUGGUUCGCCAGUGCCUCCAUCAUCCUCUUCUUAAACAAGAUGGACAUCCUGGAGGAAAAGAUCAAGACGUCAGACCUAAAAACUUACUUCGCAGGGUUUGACGGCAAACGGCGGGACGCGCAAGAUGCCAUGGACUUCAUUUACAAUAUGUAUAAACAGAGGGCCGUGAGUGCUGAGACAAAGGAGUGCAAAAACAUCUACCCUCACUUCACCUGCGCAACGGACACCAAUAACAUCCGGAAGGUUUUCAAUGACGUGAAAGACACUGUCCUUAUCAAGUCUCUGCAGGAAUACGGAGUGCUCUGACGGAUACGUAGUGCUUCUGCCAACCUAAUAAACUGAGCUUGGAGGGACACACAAUUGAUGGCUUGAUUUGUUUUUCCUUGUGCCACCUCUAUGCAGCCUUCCUUUUCUUUGUCUUUUGCUCCAUCUAUUCCUAUAUUCCUACUUUUUUGUCAUUUUGGUGGAUUAAAACAUCAGAUUCUUACGAUAUGACACACUUUCUUCAAACUAGAUCAUUGCAAGUCACCUACUUAAAGAGACAUCACUCUGAAGGAAUGAGGAAGCUGUGGCUGUCACAGGAACGCCACACAACAGGCAGAUUUUCAGCGUGUUUUUGGUUUCGAGGGGGUGGCAGGAAUUUUACACUAUAGCUGCUGGCAAGAAUGAACUGAGAAAUAGAAAGCAACGUUUGGCUGAUCUGUACUGGAGAACAGUACAAAUAUUUGACUUUACUGAUUACUUAGAGCAAGAGGGUGGGAGUUUCUUUUCAAAUAGGACUAAAAAGUAAUAUGGAAGCCUGUUUCUUCCACAGAAUAAAUCAAACAUAAUGAAUAAUAAAUAAGCAUAAAAA